CGCUGCGGGUGACGUUUCCCUUCGCCUUUCUUUCCCCUUGGAUUUUCGAGAUGCUGUUGGGAAAACUCGCGCAGCCGGCGCGCAGCUUGAGCGAACGGCUGUCGGCGGGCGGCUGCAGGCGGUUCUGGGGCUGGCUGAACGCCGUGUUCAACAAGGUGGACUACGAGCGCAUCCAGGCUGUUGGGCCCGACAGGGCAGCCUCAGAGUGGCUGCUGCGGUGUGGAGCACUGGUACGCUAUAAAGGCUAUGAGAAAUGGCAGCAGGACUACAGCGGCCUCCCCACGGGGCCCUUAGGGAAAUACAAGAUAGAAGCAAUCAACGCCACUGAGUCUUGCAUCAUGUACAGAGGAUUUGACUACUUGGAUGGUCUUGAACACGUUACUGAAAUCAAGCUGCAGAAGUGUAUUUAUAUACAGGAUGAGUGUCUGCAGAGGCUCAGCGACACUAAGAACCUACAAAAGAGCCUCCUGCAGCUGAAGAUUAUUUCCUGUGGGAAUGUCACAGAUAAAGGCAUCAUUGCACUUCACAAGCUGACGAACCUUGAAUAUUUGUACCUGAGUGACCUUCCUGGAAUAAGACAGAAAGAAACUACUGCUCGUGUCCUUCAGCAGGCACUGCCAAACCUAGAGCUGGAGCUGGAUCUGGACUGAAUGCAACGAGGGAUAUUUGAUUUCAUGCUCUUUAUCACAUGUUGUGUAAAUUAAGUUGUGGAUGCUGCUCUGUUUACAGGUAUGGAAAUAAACCCAGAUCUCUCAAUCCA
Molecule: messenger RNA, 760 nt
Organism: Lagopus leucura (white-tailed ptarmigan)
Lineage: Eukaryota; Metazoa; Chordata; Aves; Galliformes; Phasianidae
Gene: DMAC2L
Product: distal membrane arm assembly component 2 like
Exons: 4
Coding region: 51-650 (199 amino acids)
Source: RefSeq, a predicted model, not a curated record